AUGUCCUCCACAACCUACCUCGUCCUCUCCCUCCUCCCCCUCUUCCUACAACCAAGCGUGGCAUGGGGCUCCCUCGGUCACCGCACCGUCGCCUACCUGGCCUCGACGUACUUCACGCCCGAGUCCACACACAUGACGAACGACCUGCUGAACGGGCAGGACAUCUCCGAAGCGGCGCUCUUCCCAGACAAGGUGCGGCACAUGCCGCAGUUCGCGUACACGCGGGGAUGGCACUACAUUGACGCGCAGGACUCGCCGCCGCAGCGGUGCGGGAUCAACAUGACGCGCGACUGCGCUGUAGAGUCUGGGUGCGUGGUCAGCGCCAUCGCCAACCACACAGGCCGCGUCGCUGACCCGUCGCUGCCGCACUAUCUCCGCGGCCAGAGUCUGCGCUUCAUGAUGCACUUCUUCGGCGACGUGCACCAGCCGCUGCACACCGAGGCCGAGGACCGCGGGGGCAAUGAAUACGAGGUGGCCUUUGACCACCGGCACACAAACCUGCACAGUGUCUGGGACACGCUCAUCCCCAACAAAUAUGCCGGCAUGGGCCACGACGAUGAGUUCACCGCGGCGUGGCUGUGGGCGCAGAGGCUCUCUGGCGCGGAGGACAGUAAUGAGAAUCCACUAGAUGGAGAAUGUCUGCACGAUGCCGCAGAUUGUGCGCUGUCUUGGGCCGGCGAGGCAAAUGGCUAUGUGUGCUCCUACGUGUUGGCUCAUGACGUCCACGAUCAGGACCUAGGCGGCGACUACUACGAGGGUGCCAUCCCCGUCAUCAACGAGAUGAUCCAGAAGGCUGGAAGGAGAUUGGCCGCUUGGAUCAAUGCCAUAUCUGUAGACUACACGCCCAGCUAUCUCGGUGAUAUCGACGUUCAGCACGCAAUGCAGAUCCAGUGA
Messenger RNA from Fonsecaea nubica, 894 nucleotides. RefSeq lists its product as hypothetical. Gene Ontology annotation, biological process: DNA catabolic process. Gene Ontology annotation, molecular function: endonuclease activity; nucleic acid binding. The coding region runs from base 1 to 894 and encodes 297 amino acids. Lineage: Eukaryota; Fungi; Ascomycota; Eurotiomycetes; Chaetothyriales; Herpotrichiellaceae. The transcript has a single exon. The record is from RefSeq and is a predicted model, not a curated record.